Messenger RNA from Agrilus planipennis (emerald ash borer), 453 nucleotides. RefSeq names its product odorant receptor 2a-like. Gene Ontology annotation, biological process: detection of chemical stimulus involved in sensory perception of smell; sensory perception of smell. The transcript is spliced from 5 exons. The coding region runs from base 115 to 453 and encodes 112 amino acids. Gene Ontology annotation, cellular component: plasma membrane. NCBI's taxonomy places the organism in Eukaryota, Metazoa, Arthropoda, Insecta, Coleoptera, Buprestidae. Gene Ontology annotation, molecular function: olfactory receptor activity; odorant binding. The record is from RefSeq and is a predicted model, not a curated record.
UUUAAUUUUAGGUAAUUGCACGAUUGUUACUGUGAUCUGGUAGAAAAGACGUAUAGUUCCGUACUUCUUCUUGAAGCAUUCUGUUCUUGUGCUACAAUUACUGGAUCACUUGCAAUGGUUAUCAAUACUCCUAAAAGCGAUUCAAAGUUUAUUUCAUAUUUCUCGAUGUUUGUCAUAUGUCUAGGGCAAACCUUCUUGUUUUGCUAUUUCGGAGAUCGUUUGACCCAGGAGGCAGAAAGCGUUAAAGAUGCUUUGUACUUUAACGAAUGGAUAGAUUUAGAUAAGUCGUUUAAAAAGUCAAUGCUAUUAGUCAUGACACGUAUGUCGAAACCUGUUAGUAUAACAAUGGGUAAAGUUACUCCUGUGAAACUCACCACUUUUAUUCAGAUUGCAAGGGCAGCAUAUUCUUUCAUGGCGCUCCUUCAAAACAGCAACGCUGCAGUUAAGGGCUAA